ACAAAAUGCUUUAAAGGAAUAUGAUAUAGACUAAAACUACAGUUUACCCACUGUCACAUGACUCCAUUGUUUCAACGCUUCUGGUUUAUGGCAUUUGCAUUGGGCAGCCUGGCGUCGCUUCCAGGACCCACAGAACUUCGGUAACAGUAACACUCAAAUCUCAGGUUAGGUCUCCAACUACUACGCUUAAACUCCUUCAAGUAUGUACUCUCCCGAAAGUAGAGAGCCAAAAUUUGAGACCGGAAGUGGCUUCUACAUCUGCAAUGAAGCGGAAGUUUUGGUGUAACCAACUUCGUUUUAAGUGUAUAACAAAGAUUUGAAAACAUAUUCUUAUGACUUGUAACAACAGUAGAAAGUCAGUAGUGUGUAUGUCGCAACAGUUACUUUAAACUGACUUAGGGUUGUAAUACUGAAGUGUCAGGUGCGUGGACCUCAAACCAUUACCAGUGUCCAAGUUACAUUGCCAUUAACCAUAGUACCUACUUUCAUCUAUUCCCAGGGACUGAAAUUUGCUUUUCAUUUUUUUUAUGUGAAGUGUCCUUUACAGCUGAUAAAUAAACGUGAAAAUAAAGGCAGGAAGGACAGCCAUGUAAUUUUCUGUUAAAACAUAUAUGAAGUUUAUUGCAGACCGAUCACCCUAUGCACGAUGGAACCGGUCACAAUGGACUAUUUCUUACAACACAUCCACCAGAAAGACGCGAGCCGAAGACUGCAGAUCGGUCAGGGGCUACUGGACUAUUUGGCAGAUACGUGUAUUUCUACAGAUCUGGAGCACGACCGGAAACGACUGGAUAAGGUGAUCGACGAGUUAGUAGGGUGGGCUAACUCCAGCAGUUUUAAGGUGUCUUUACUUGGAAUGGACAUUUUGAGUGUACUUGUAGACCAAUUAGGAGAUCAUUUCAAGUCGUACUUAGGAAAUGUUAUUUCUAUGAUCAUUGGUCGAUUAGGUGAUGCCAAAGAUCAAGUUCGACAACAAGCACAGACUUUAAUCCUCAAAUUAAUGGAACAGGCUGCAUCUCCAGUGUUUGUUUGGGACAGAUUAUCUGCUGGUUUCAAGCAUAAGAACUUUCGAUCCAGAGAAGGAGUCUGUUUGUGCCUCAUUGAAACACUAAACAGAUUUGGUGCUCACAGUGUAAUGCUAAGCAAGCUGAUUCCGUGCCUUUGCACUUUGUUUGGAGAUUCAAAUAGUCAGGUGAGAGAAGCAGCAAUAUUAGCAAUUGUGGAAAUAUAUCGAUAUGCAGGAGAGAAAAUAAGAGUUGAUCUUAGUCAAAGAGGACUUAACUCAGCAAGAUUACAGUCAGUUUUUGCCAAAUUUGAUGAAAUUAGAGAGUCAGGAAGUAUGAUUUCAAGCCACAGUUCUGAUAAAAGCUUCGAUGAUGAUGAAUCGGUGGAUGGAAAUAGGUCAUCAUCAGCCAGUUCUUCAUUUAAAGUUCCUGCUCCCAAGAACCCUGGAAAUCCGACAACCAGUUCUCGGAAACAGUCAACGUCAGUACCUAAAACAGGUGGAAAGGAGGGAGGUGCUGGAGCUUUGGAUGAAGAGGACUUUGUGAAAGCAUUCACUGAUGUUCCACCAGUCCAGAUUUAUUCCAGCAGAGACCUUGAAGAAACUCUAAAUAAAAUUAGGGAGAUACUUUCAGAUGACAAACAUGACUGGGAUCAACGAGUAAAUGCACUCAAGAAAGUUCGAUCUCUUCUUGUGGCGGGUGCAGCAGAACAUGAUUGCUUUUUCCAGCACUUAAGACUUCUAGAUGGUGCCUUUAAAUUAUCUGCUAAAGACCUUAGAUCUCAAGUAGUUCGAGAAGCAUGCAAUACAGUGGCGCAUCUUUCAGCUGUCUUGGGAAAUAAGUUUGACCAUGGAGCAGAAUCCAUUGUCCCUACUCUCUUUAACUUGGUUCCAAAUACUGCCAAAGUCAUGGCAACAUCAGGAGUUUCUGCAAUCCGUGUUAUAAUUCGUAACACUCAUGUACCUCGACUGAUACCUUUAAUAACAAGCAAUUGUACUUCAAAAUCAGUGGCUGUCAGAAGGCGGUGUUAUGAAUUUCUUGAUUUGCUUCUCCAAGAAUGGCAGACUCACUCUCUAGAAAGGCAUGUUGCUGUUCUGGUUGAUACCAUCAAGAAAGGCAUUCACGAUGCAGAUGGUGAGGCAAGAGCUGAGGCUAGAAAAACAUAUUGGGGCCUGCGAACUCACUUUCCUGCAGAAGCAUCAGCUUUGUACAAUUCUUUGGAAUCAUCUUAUCAAAAAACUCUUCAGUCUCAGCUAAGGAGUACAAGUGCAACAUCUCUCCCCAUGUCUGAUAGGUCAUCUUCUAGUUCUCAAGAAAGCUUGAACCGACUGUGUCCCUCAAAAAUGUCAGCAGCUAGUGUACCAAGUGGGCCAGGGAGAGUUGCAGGAAGUAGUUCAAAGUCUGCCUCUGCUGCUGGGAGUCUACAGAGAUCACGAAGUGACAUUGAUGUCAAUGCCGUGGCUGGAGCAAAAGCACGCCAUUCAACUGCACAGUCAACAGGAGCUGGGCACCUCAGUACAGCUGGUCUCCCUGCUGGUUCAUACUCUUCAUUAGAUGAUGCAUCUCACAAGGCAGAUGAAACUGCUUCUGAGGAUGGUCGAGUGCGUUCAGUGCUUUCAGCAGCUCCUUCUGGUACUAUUGGUUGUGUUGUUGAUUCUAGAGGGCGUAGUCGAGCAAAAGCAGUUUCUCAUUCUCAGCCUGGCAGUCGCUCUGGUUCUCCUGGCCGGGUUUUAAGUACCACCACUCUUUCAACAGUCAAUAGUGGAGUUCAGCGGGUGUUAGCUAAUCCUCCAAGUACCCAAAAACGAAGCAAGAUUCCACGUAGCCAAGGAUGCAGUAGAGAAACCAGUCCCUCUCGACUGUCUGUUGCCCGAGGCAGUCGCAUUCCUCGUCCUAGUGUGAGUCAGGGGUGCAGCAGAGAAGCCAGUCGUGAAAGCAGCAGGGACGCAAGUCCUGUACGUUCUUUUCUACCCCUAGCUUCAAGGCAUCACUCUAGAUCCACUGGCGCGCUCUACACCCCUGAUACUUUGGGGGCAUCAGGUUUUGCAUCUAUUCAGUCCAGCCGUCUGUCAACAUCUGUCAGUGCCAUGAGAGUGCUGAACACAGGCUCAGAUGUGGAGGAGGCGGUAGCUGAUGCAUUGCUCUUGGGAGACAUACGGAGUAAGAAAAAACCUGCAAGAAGAAGGUACGAUUCUAGUGUAAUGUAUUCAGAUGACGAUGCCAACAGUGAUGCAUCAAGUGCCUGUUCAGAACGUUCCUAUAGCUCCCGCAAUGGAAGCAUACCAACCUACAUGAGGCAGACAGAAGAUGUGGCUGAAGUACUAAAUCGUUGUGCUAGUUCCAAUUGGUCUGAAAGGAAGGAGGGACUUUUAGGUCUGCAGACUUUGUUGAAGAACCAGAGGUCUUUAAGUCGAGUAGAAUUGAAGCGAUUGUGUGAGAUAUUCAACAGGAUGUUCGCUGAUCCUCAUAGCAAGAGAGUAUUCAGUAUGUUUUUGGAAACCUUAGUUGACUUCAUUCAAGUUUAUAAAGAAGAACUUCAGGACUGGCUGUUCUAUCUGCUGACCCAGUUGCUGAAGAAGAUGGGUGCUGAUUUGCUUGGAUCUGUGCAGGCCAAAGUUCAGAAAGCUCUUGAUGUCACUCGAGAGUCUUUUCCUAAUUCAGACCAGUUCAACCUUUUAAUGAGAUUUACUGUUGACCAGACACAGACACCUAAUUUGAAGGUGAAAGUUUCAAUUCUGAAGUAUAUUGAGACAUUGAUCCAGCAAAUGGACCCAGGAGAUUUUGUUAAUUCCAGUGAAACACGACUGGCUGUGUCACGUAUUAUAACUUGGACAACAGAACCCAAAAGUUCGGAAGUUAGAAAGGCUGCACAAGCUGUGCUGAUUGCACUGUUUGAACUUAACACACCAGAGUUUACCAAGUUACUAGCGGCUUUACCAAAAACAUUCCAAGACGGAGCUACCAAACUGCUUCAUAGCCAUUUACGGAACACAGGCAACAGCAUUCAGGGAUCUUCAGGCAGUCCUUUAACACGACCAGUUCCUCGUUCACCAGCAAAUUGGACUAGCCCCCUUACAUCUCCAACUAGCACAUCACAGAAUAUCUCCACAAGUGUAUUUGACUAUGACACUGAAAAUAUGAAUUCAGAAGAUAUCUACAGUUCUCUUCGUGGUGUUACUGAAGCCAUCCAGAAUUUCAGCUUCCGUAGUCAGGAGGACAUGAAUGAACCCGUGAAAAGGGAUUUCAGAAAAGACAGUGAUGUGGAUGCAGUGGGUGGCAGCAUUGCUUCAAUGUUUCCCAGUUUACGUGAUAAUGGUGAUAUACCAGAUAUAGGCCGAACUGCAUUAGACAAAACAGCUGUACUAAAUACAUUGCCUGCUCAUACUCCACCUCGCUCACGGGAUUACAAUCCUUUAAAUUAUGCUGAUAGAAGUGCUGCUUUGAAGGAGGCCAUGUUUGAUGAUGAUGUUGAACAAUUUCCUGAUGAAGAUGUUUCACAGGACCAGACUGAUUUAGUUGCGGAUUUAUUAAAGGAGCUUUCUAAUCACAAUGAGAGAGUGGAAGAGAGAAAAUCUGCCUUGUAUGAACUCCUAACCCUAACACGAGAGGACUCAAUCGGCGUAUGGGAUGUGCACUUUAAAACUAUUUUGCUGCUGCUAUUAGAAACUCUUGGUGACAAAGAGCAUGCAAUCAGAGCUUUAGCCCUACGAGUCUUGAGAGAAAUUCUGAGGAAUCAGCCCACAAGAUUCAAGAAUUAUGCUGAACUUACUGUAAUGAAGACAUUAGAAGCACACAAGGAUCCUCAUAAAGAAGUGGUAAGAGCCGCUGAAGAGACAGCGGCAACAUUAGCCACAUCUAUCAGCCCAGAGCAGUGCAUCAAAGUGCUUUGUCCCAUUAUUCAGUCAGCAGACUACCCCACCAACUUGGCCGCAAUCAAAAUGCAGACAAAAGUAAUUGAACGUGUUUCCAGAGAUUCCCUUCAACAGCUGCUGCCAGAGAUUAUCCCAGGAUUGAUAAAGGGAUAUGACAACUCAGAGAGCAGUGUUCGAAAAGCAUGUGUGUUUUGCCUUGUUGCUAUACAUUCAAUAACUGGAGAUGAUCUUAAACCACAUCUUAGCCAGUUAACGGGUAGUAAGAUGAAGUUGUUGAACCUGUACAUCAAACGUGCGCAAACUGGUUCUGGCAUAAGUGAGCCUGCCUCAGAUAUUUCUGGCCAAAGCUAGUGAAGAAAUCCAUAGUGAGCAGUCUCUCACAGAAGAAAAAUAAACAUUGAUCUACUGUAUAUGCAAGACGAUUUCAGUAACACAUUUUGGAAUUUUUCUAUUCUGUUUUUGAGGAGGAUAACUAAAUGACAUCCCUCAGCCUGCAUGCAUCACACUAAAUCUUUUCCAAAUUGUAGAGGAACAGUAUUAAAGUCCUGUGAUCAAGAGAAAUGAAAAGGAAACAAGAAAGCAGUUUAUUUUCUUUAGUCACACUCGUGUGUCUUCCCAAUAACUUUGACAGUAUUAUGAUUGUAAAAUAGUGGACUAAUACAAAAAAGGUUAUAAAAAUAUUUUAAGAUUCAUAAUCAAAAAGUUUUGUUGUUGGUUGUGUCUUCAUGCUUUUAUUAGUUUUCUCUCCAUUGUUCUAGUCUUUGCUGCUUUCAGGAGGAAAAAUGAAGAACUGAAAGUGCUACAAAGGCAAAGCAGUUUUGCAGUUCUUUUUUUUUUUUUUAAUACCACAGGUCAGUUGCUCUGUUUUGAAAGCAUCCUACUAAAUAUUGGUUUAGAGAUCCUUUGCCAUUUGGUGAGGCUGCUUUAUUAGUAAUCCAGGUGUAAUAAAAAUUUCUUGCUAGUCACUCCACACAUUAUGUAAGAUUUUUCAGAACUGCUGGUUGCAGUAUAGUGGAGGGCUGUGGUGAAGACAAGUUGUAGACUUUUUUGUGUGGUUUAGAUUUGAGGACGUGCUAUACGUGCCAUCACUUGUACUGUAUACUUGGUUGCUUUGAUAAGAACACAAAUUUAGUGCUGUAAAGCACAAAGACUCGGCUUCUGUAACAUUAUGUAUCAUUUUGCACCAGCAGUCAGUUUUUUUAGAAACAACUUUUCCUACCUGGUUUACAUCCCUCUGAAUUCCUGAACCUCAUUUUUUUAUCACAUGUGAUGAAUGGAGAGCUGUUUGAAAGAGAGCAACUGCACCAUUAAACAGAAUUUGUGUUUAUUGGGCAUGGGUGGGUUGUUUUUGGGACAUGUGAAGGAGGGAGAAGGGCUAGUUUUACUUUGUAUACAUUUUGCAGCCACACAUGUAUAGUAGAUUUCUAUUUAUGAAUAACUAAAGAAAGUUUGUAACUUAUACUUAAUGGGUUUGUGUGUGAUUGUCUGUUGUAAGCUUUUCAUUUAAUAGACAUUCUGGUGUGAGGUAAAUGAGAAAUCUAGGCUUCAUGCACUAUAACAAUGUAGGGAAGUUAAGGCCUUAAAUACAGAAAAAAGGAGGAAGGGGAAGCACUAAUAAGAUCUCUGUUCAUGGUGCAUCAGAAAUCAUUAGUGCCUCUGUCUUCUAAAUGAGCAGCAAUGUUUUAGUCAACUCUUUCAGAUAGUUCCUGGUUUUGUUAGAGAUGAAAACAUUAAAGUAAAUUGACUGCAUUCACAAGGAAUCAAAAUGUCUUGGUGCCAGAGCUGAAUUCAAGUCUAGAAUGCACGCUUUUGCAAAGAAGGUCUUAACCUUGUAUCAGAAGACAUUUGUAAAAAUGUAUGUAAAGUAAAAAUGUCUUUUAACAACAAA
Messenger RNA from Protopterus annectens (West African lungfish), 6764 nucleotides. It is a transcript of the gene CLASP2, whose product is annotated as cytoplasmic linker associated protein 2. The record is from RefSeq and is a predicted model, not a curated record. Lineage: Eukaryota; Metazoa; Chordata; Ceratodontiformes; Protopteridae. Gene Ontology annotation, molecular function: microtubule binding. The transcript has 41 exons. The coding region runs from base 647 to 5227 and encodes 1526 amino acids. Gene Ontology annotation, cellular component: spindle microtubule; mitotic spindle; cytoplasmic microtubule. Gene Ontology annotation, biological process: mitotic spindle assembly.